AUGGAGGACAAGAGCAAGGAAGAACACGCCUCUCCUAGACAUCCGGAUAAUCCUUUUUCGGUUGAUCUUGAGAAAUAUCCAACGUUGCCUAAAGCACCUGAGUACAAGCCUAAGAUGUCAUAUCCUCAGAGGCUUCAGAAGGCCUCCAAAGACAAGCAGUUUUCUAGAUUUUUAGAGCUUUUCAAGAAGUUUCAGAUCAACAUUCCUUUUGCAGAGACCCUUGAGCAAAUGCCUCUUUAUGCCAAGUUCAUGAAGGAGUUGUUAACCAACAAGAGAAACUGGAAAGAGAGUGAAAUAGUGGUGUUAACAAAGGAGUGUAAUGCUAUUAUGCAGAAGGAUCUCCCUGAGAAAAUGCAAGAUCCUGGAAGCUUUCUAAUUCCUUGCACCAUUGGAGACAUCACUAUUCAGAGGGCAUUGUAUGUCCUUAGAGCUAGCAUUAAUCUCACGCUAAUUUUCUUGAUGAGAAAGCUCCAAGAUCACAAUUCCUUGAGAAGAUGA
Arachis duranensis is the source of this 498-nucleotide messenger RNA. RefSeq lists its product as uncharacterized. The transcript has a single exon. Lineage: Eukaryota; Viridiplantae; Streptophyta; Magnoliopsida; Fabales; Fabaceae. Bases 1 to 498 code for a protein of 165 amino acids. The record is from RefSeq and is a predicted model, not a curated record.